Messenger RNA from Sciurus carolinensis (gray squirrel), 4310 nucleotides. It is a transcript of the gene Cblc, whose product is annotated as Cbl proto-oncogene C. Gene Ontology annotation, biological process: cell surface receptor signaling pathway; negative regulation of epidermal growth factor-activated receptor activity. The record is from RefSeq and is a predicted model, not a curated record. The coding region runs from base 21 to 1523 and encodes 500 amino acids. The transcript is spliced from 12 exons. Gene Ontology annotation, molecular function: ubiquitin protein ligase activity; SH3 domain binding; calcium ion binding. NCBI's taxonomy places the organism in Eukaryota, Metazoa, Chordata, Mammalia, Rodentia, Sciuridae. Gene Ontology annotation, cellular component: plasma membrane; membrane raft.
UCCCGAGCACCGAGGGACCCAUGGCUGCCGCGGCGGCCCCGCGGGGCUGGCAGUGGGGGGAGCCACGAGCGCUCGGCCGGGCGGUGAGGUUGCUGCAGCGCCUGGAAGAGCAAUGCGGGGACCCCCGGCUGGCCUUGGGGCCCCCCUCGCUGCCGGACCUGCUGCCCCGCACCGCACAGCUACUGCGGGAGGUGACCAAAGCCCGGCGGGCGGCCGGCGGAGGCGGCCCCGAUGGUCCCGGCGGCGCCGGGGACUUUCUCUUCGUCUACUUGGCCAACCUGGAGACCAAGGGCAGGCAGGUGGCAGCGCUGCUGCCGGCCCGGGGCACAAGCGGUGCCAACGACGAGCUCUUCCGGGAGGGAUCCAGACUCAGGCGACAGCUGGCCAAGCUGGCCCUCAUCUUCAGCCACAUGCAUGCGGAGCUGAGCGCACUAUUUCCUGGGGGAAAGUACUGUGGCCACGUGUACCAGCUCACCAAAGCCCCAGCCCACACCUUCUGGAGGGAGCGCUGCGGGUCCAGGUGUGUGCUGCCCUGGGCAGAGUUCCAGUCACUCCUGUGCACCUGCCACCCAGUGGAACCAGGCCCCACCGCCCAGGCCUUGCGCUCCACCAUGGACCUCACCUGCAGUGGCCACGUGUCUGUCUUUGAGUUCGACAUCUUCACCAGGCUCUUCCAGCCCUGGCCGACCCUGCUUAAGAACUGGCAGCUCCUGGCGGUCAACCACCCAGGCUACAUGGCCUUCCUCACAUAUGACGAGGUCCAGGCUCGCCUGCAGGCCUGCAGGGACAAGCCAGGCAGCUACAUCUUCCGGCCUAGUUGUACUCGCCUGGGGCAGUGGGCCAUCGGGUACGUGAGCUCAGACGGCAGCAUCCUGCAGACCAUCCCUUCCAACAGACCCCUGUUCCAGGUGCUCCUGGAAGGACAGAAAGACGGCCUUUACCUCUACCCAGAUGGGAAGAAGCACAACCCAGACCUGUCCGAGCUCUGCUGCACGGAACCCCACCAGCGCAUCUGCGUGUCAGAGGAGCAGCUGCAGCUCUACUGGGCUAUGAACUCCUCCUUCGAGCUCUGCAAGAUCUGCGCCGAGAGGAACAAGAACGUGAGGAUCGAGCCCUGCGGGCACCUGCUCUGCAGCCACUGCCUGGCUGCGUGGCAGCAUGCCGACAGCCAGACCUGCCCCUUCUGCCGCCGGGAGAUCAAGGGCCGAGAGGCUGUGAGUAUCUAUCAGUUCCAAGGGAGGCCCGCAGCAGAGGCCACCGCCGAGAACCCAGAGGACAACAGUGACCAAGAAGACUGGGAGCAGGAGCUGGGGCAGGUGGCCCCCUCGGCUCCCCCGCUGCCACCUCGGCUAGAUCUGUCUUCCAAGGGACCCAGAAGUGCAAGCGGGUUGAAGGUGGUACCUCUGGCUCUGCCCAGGCUCCGGGCUCCCUGUCCCUUGCCGAGAAUUAGGAAUGUGGCCUCAGCCCCCUGGGAUGUCGCCUCCCACCCCCAGGCCACAGAGGGGGCCACAGAGAAUUUCUAAAGGAAGCUCAUGCCCGCAGCCGCCCCUGUGGGACCCGCAGUGGGACCCCACGCCUGGAGGCCAGGGUGCCCAGGUGUGCUGCUCAAGGGCGCCGCGGGGGGCCGGACGGGUUGUGCAGCAUGAAUAAACUGUCCAGCCUGCUCCGUCCUCCAGUGUGUAAGGAGCAGGCCAGCGGCCACCAGGGGGCACCUUGGCACUGGGAAAGGGCUGUCCCCGGGCCUGACCCACUGGGGAGGCUGGGCCCUGGCCCUGUGGACCCUCAGACCUCCCCAUGGCGUGGGGUCCCCGGCCUCUGCGGUCAGUUCCAGGAGUCCCCCCUCCCAUCACGGCAAAGUCAUCAUCCCGGACUCGCCGCGUUCUGCAUCCCUGGUCCAAGGAGCCCACGUCUCCUUGAGAGUAAGGCUCCGGUCUCGCCAGCACCUGCUCUUCUCCCUGUCUCCAUUCCCCUUGGAUCCUUCUGCUAGCAUCUCCCACCUCCUCACUAAUCCCCAGCGACAUGGGCUCCCUCACCUCAGGUUAGGCCAGUGCACUCCCUGAGCUCCAGCCCUGGGCGGACAGUGCUGUGCAAGGACAAGCAGAGGCCACUGUCCCCCCUUGCAGCUCAGAGUCCAGUGGGGCAGACAGACCCAGGAUGACCCAGAGCCCAGAGUGGGCACAGCUGGGGUGCGGAACCCCCCGGGCUGCAGGGACACCUGACCCAGCCUGGGGAGUCAUGGAGGGCAUCCAGGAGGAGGGGACUCUGAGCCCAGACUGCCGUGGGCUUGAACGUGUAUCACAGACCGAGUUCCAAGCGACAGCAGCUGCCACUUGGGACAGAAAGGGAACCUAUUGAGAGGAUUCUGGGUCACUCACAGAAACCCAGGAGUCAACAGGAGAGCCAGGAUUGGAAAAGGAGCCAGAACGCUGGCAGCUGACCAGCAAUGGCCACCCAGCCACUGUCACACCACAGAGCCAGUCUGAGGAGGACGUGCUGGUGCCCACUGAGCCCUGGGCACUGCAGCCGCCUGGCUGCUGGAGCCACCUCAGAAACAGGACGUGGCCGCACCUCUCAUGAGCUGCCACCCGUCACGAGCCCCCCCACUUAGCAGCGCUGGAUGGCAAGGGUUGCAUUAGCGCUCAGGGUGCCCGGCAGAUUCAGGGUGGAGCUCGCUGAGUGGUUCCUGGGCAGGGCGGCUAGAGGCUGGCCGGGGUCCUCGCAGGCUCCACAGCACGGCUGCUUCAGGGACGCCACUGCUCUGAUGGCCUCCACAGGAGGACAGCCAGCCUCCACAUCCGUGUUCUGCACCUACGGAUUCAGCCAACUGUACAUCCAAUGCAACGUGUGUGUGUGUGUGUGUGUGUGUGUGUGUGUGUGUAAUGCAUCAGACUGAACAUGCCGGCUUUUAAAUUUUAUUUAUUUAUUUAUUUGGGUGCUGCGGAUUGAACCCAGAAGCAUUUUACCACUGAGCUAGAUUCCCAGUCGUCUUUUUUCAUUUAGAGACAGGUUCUCAUUAAGUUGCUCAGAGCAUCACUAAAUUGCUGAGGCUGGCUUGAAACUUGUGAUCCUCCUGCCUCAACCUCCCAAGCCUCUGGGAUAACAGGUGCGGUCCACCACCACCUCUUGAUGGCAGGAUCAAGCUGCUCUGAUUGUAGGUGACCACGUGGAAAUGACAAACUGGGUGCAGCCAUCUUUAGAAGUAGCUUUUCUUUAAACUCUCCCUCCACAAGUAUCUCUUUUUGUUCAACCCCAAAAUGAAUUCGUAUGACACCAAAUGUCAACAGUUCCAUUUUCCAGAUCCAAGCCUGGAAUCAUGGGGGAAUAACCAUUCCCUUCCAAACAUUCCAUGAUCUUCAUCUUCUGCAAGCUGUGGGCUCAUUUGAAAGUUAAUUAGGACAUACCAUAUAUAAACUAAUGAGAGAAGCCGGCCACAGUGAUGCACACCUAUGAUCCCAGCAGCUCAGGAGGCUGAGGCAGGAGGAUCUCUCGUUCAGAGCCAGCCUCAGCAAUGGCCAGGCGCUAAGCAACUCAGUGAGACCCCGUCUCUAACUAAAAUACAAAAUAGGUCUGGGGAUGUGAUUCAGUGGUCGAGUGCCCCUGAGUUCAAUCCCCGGUACCAAUAAAAAUAAUAAUAAUAAUAAUAGAAAAGGUAAGGUUUUUUAAUGAGAAGAGUCAGCCCACAUCUGCAAGGAUUCAACCAACUUUGGAUCUAAAAUAUUCAGGAAAAAAUUGCAUCUGUACUGAACAGGUGCAGACUUUUUUCUGUCAUUAUUUCCUAAACCAUGAGCAUACUGAGUACAUAAUAUUUACAUUAUAUUAGACAUUAUAAGUCAUUGGGAGAUGGUUUAAAGUAUAUGGGCGUGUGCAGAGGUUAUAGGCAAAUACAAUGCCAUUAUUAUAUGAAGGUCUUGAGCCCCCUGAGGAAGGGGCUCCUGGAACGAAAUACCCCCUGGAUACCAUAGGACUGCUGUAUUCAGUCACAUGGCGCAUCACCUAAGGAUGUCUCCGUCACAGUGGACCACAAUUGCAACAGUGGUCCCAUAAGAUCACAUGGUCUAGUGACGUCGCAGCGGUUUCAGUCUGUGUUAAGUCCAGUGUGAUGUUCACCCGGUGGCAAAAUUGCCUGACAACGCCUUUCUCAGAACAUACCCCGGUUGUUAAGUGACGCACGCCUGUGUCUAUACACAUGAGCUCGCGAGGACGGAAUUGGAAAAUGAUUUAAUUCAGUUCACAAUAUUUAUUCAUCUCGUGCCGAGCACGGUCCUAGACACCAGUAAAGCAAAGAAAGUUCCUUUUCUCUUGGAGUUUAG